CGGGUCCGGACUGGUCUGAUACUGGGUGCUCAUCUCUUCAUCUGCAGCUCGUCAUGGAAGUUUUAUUAGAGGACACGCGUGGGCAGCGACAAUUCAAGUCCCUGCUCCUGGUCUUCCUCUUUGUGUGGAACACAGCAGCUGACUGUUUGAUUCCUGAGGGGGGGCCAAACAUGGUCCCGACCACUGAAACUCUUCUAAGGAAUGAUUUCCCUGAAGGCUCUGAGGCCGUGUUAGAAUGUGCCAAUGGAUACGUCGAAGACAGCGGCUCUGGGAUUUUAACRUGUCGUGGUGGGAAAUGGACUGAACCGGAUCUUACCUGCAUUAAAAAAGACUGUGGUGUUCCUGAAGAACAGAAAAAUAUGAAGUUUCAUAUCUUUCAUGGUACUCUGUAUGGUGAUAUGAUUAAAGUAACUUGUGAUGAAGGUUACAGGAUUAAUGGAACRAGCUAUAGGCAAUGCAUUGCCACAGGAUGGUUUGGAUCAGGACAGUGUGACAUUGUUACAUGUAACAAACCUCUUCAAGUGGCCAAUGGCAGAAGCUCCUGGAUUUCUGAGAAAAACCCAGAAUACAAACAAUUUGUUAACUACAGCUGUGCCGAUGGAUACACCCUCCGUGGCAACGCCAGCAUCACGUGCAGCAAAACUGGUCAAUAUGAUUCUCCACCUCCUGAAUGCCAAGGUGUGACAACAGAAGAUAGAGUUACAACAAAAAUGGUAACUUCAGCUCCUCCAUCAUCAGAACCAGAAACACUUCCUGCUAGGACUUCGUCCAUCACAACUACAACUCACAGAGCCACAACGUUCACAGCCAGAACGUCUGCAGCCGUCUCCGCAUCGGAACGAGAGGGGGAAUAUGAAGCUGUAAACCCCAGCAAAAAUACUGCUCUUAUACUUGCUGUGACAUUUGUUUCAUUAGUUGCAGUUCUUGGAGUAGUUUUGUUCUUUUUAUGCAAGUGUCAACAGAAGAGGAAAGGCUCGUAUGACACCAGAGAAGACCUGAAGCCGGAGUUAUUACAGUUCCAAAACCUUUAGAUUGCCUUCCUCGUUCAGCUUUGCAGUUGGAGCUGCGCCGGCCUGAUGAAGCUUCCGUCACCAAAGAAGAAGAACAAAGUGCCUUUCCAGUCCACGGUGGAAACAAGAAACUCACCUUUUAUAAACUUUAUAUUUGCACUUUGAAUCGAUCACGCCCAAACCUGCUGAAUAAUAUAAUUUAAUUUAAGAAGACAUGUCAAAGUGGAAUAAUCAAAAAGCACUUUUUUUUGUAUUUGUUUCUAUUGAGUCACUGAGAGAAAUGUGUUAUUUUUUUAUUACCCAUGCAGUAUUUAUGUCCUAAACUUAUCUAACUUUAUUGAAAUUGUUAUAAAUAAUUCAAAUUGUAUUUUUUAAGUGUUUUAGUUUAUAUGUUUCAAUGUCUUUUGGUUUUCAUGAUGACUGCAGUUUUUAUCAGAGUAGAGGCAUAAAAGAAGUUAUUCACGAAGCACACAAUGUGCUUGUUUCAGUUUGCAGGCUGGUGGCUGGGAAAGAUACAAUCUGAUGGUCGCCUCCUGACUCUCUGUUCAUGAUUGUCUAUUGUCCUGACCUUCUUUGAGUAACUCUGCAAAACAAUUGGAAGCCUUUCAUCUGAAAAGAAUCCAGCAGCUUUGCUUAUCUUUUAAUGAAACAACCCAUUUCUGUAAAGAAUGUGAGGGAAUUCUAAAAAGGCAGGGAGAAAAACUGUUUUCAAACUAUAAAGAAAACCACUUUUGUAUUGUAGAAACGUGUGUGCGUCUACGAAACAUUCAUGUAAAAUGUAAAAAUCAAACAAAACCUUUUUUUAAAUUAAAAUUUUUAUAUUGAGAAAUGA
Molecule: messenger RNA, 1842 nt
Organism: Austrofundulus limnaeus
Lineage: Eukaryota; Metazoa; Chordata; Actinopteri; Cyprinodontiformes; Rivulidae
Product: complement decay-accelerating factor
Exons: 12
Coding region: 54-1031 (325 amino acids)
Source: RefSeq, a predicted model, not a curated record